AUGAGGCUGGUUCUUGUCAAACCCACCAAUGCAACGCGUCGGCUCGAUUCAACAGGAGACGCUUGCAACGACCAAGACCCGGAUCACUGCAAAUCUCGAGGGCAGUCCCUACCAGACAAAGCCCCUGAGGUCAUGCAGUAUCGCUACUCUGGAACUGCCCUCCAGCCCCAAACGUCAAUACCAGAGCAGAGCAAUAACAGCAUUUCCACUUCCACUUCUCCGACACAGGCUACUCCAAAUGGAGUCGCCCCACCACAGAAAUCUCCACCAUUAAAAACUACACUGUCAAAACUGAGCAAUCAAGAUCUCCUGCUCUUUUGUAGCCAGGUGGGUGGUACUCUUGAACUGCAGCGUGAAAGCCCACUGUUGGCUGAGUGGCAUGGGACCACGGUGGGACGUCCUGAUGCGGACUGUGGCUCUGUUUGCCAUUCUCCUAGUACAAAACAUGGAUCAGACGUGGCCGGUUUCCAGCCACAAUCAAAGCAGGGCUUCUUGAAGGACUGCCUCUCCACAUUCUCCAAGAAGGGAACUCCUCCUUCUCUACAGUAUACCCACUCCUAUCCUCAGAACUCCCUGGUGUCAUCGUCAUCCCGGUUUUUCAGGCAGAAACCAAGUCAAGAGGAUCCCUCAACAGGGACUGUCAAUCCCGAGAAGGAUAAUUUCACAUCCCGAUGCAGAGGAGAAGACGGGCUGAAGGAGCAUAAUCAAUGGCAGCAGCAGACCCAUAAUCAUUUCAAGAUUAAAGAGCAUAACCUACCACCAGUCUCGACUACUGAGAAAACAGAGCCUUCGCUCAAUAUACCUCUGAAUGGCAAUGAGUCAAGUAAAGUUAGGCAGCUCUUGGUUUUGUCUCAAUCUCAGGACCAACAGAAACUUCCCUUAGAUACACAACACCAAUGGAUGCUAGGAAACGGUUUACCUAGCUGCUGUGCCAAUGAGUGUGGAGUGCAUUGUGGAAGCCAACAACCUUACUUAAACCAGCAACUACAGCAACACCCUCAAAGGCAGCAGUGUUGUGACCAUCUUAGCAUCCUAAAAUGCCAUCAGUGUUCUCUCUACCCAUCCAGCAGCAGCCCACGAGUGAAGAAUUCAUUCCCGGCUACUAGCGACAAAAGCAGUGCUCACUCCUCUUCCAGUAGCCAGCGGUGGCCGGAGAACCAUCAACUAGAGGGAGAAGGGCAACGACAAGGGGAGCAACAGGUACAUCCUCAUACCAAAAAGGUUGGCCAUGUUGGUUCAACACCUUCCCUGUCCAAGAGCAGUAGCCCACUCCCACCCGACACAGUUGUGACAAGCGCUAAAUACAAUGGGGAUGUUGGGAGACCCCUGAGCAGCUUAGGAGCUUCGCCACCCAACCUUUCAGAGCUGGACUCAGCAAGACAAGAGCCCCUCCAGACUCUCCACAGGUCCGUCCUGGAGGAGGUGUUCUCCAAAGGCCUCAGUGAGGACAAUAGUAAGGGCAACAGCGAGGGAGGAGGAGACGCGCCACAGAAGAGGACUAAGGACAUUGGCUACAGAUUGGGCCAGCGUAGAGCGCUAUUUGGAAAGCGCAAACAGCUGAGCGACUAUGCCUUGAUUUUCGGGAUGUUUGGGAUUGUUGUCAUGGUGACGGAGACGGAACUGUCCUGGGGGGUUUACACGAAGGAAUCAUCAUACUCAUUUGCUCUGAAAUGCCUCGUCAGCCUUUCAACUGCUGUAUUGCUCGGCCUCAUUGUGAUGUACCAUGCACGGGAAAUACAGCUCUUCAUGGUGGACAAUGCAGCCGACGACUGGAGGAUUGCUAUGACAUAUGAGCGGAUCUUCCUGGUUGUGCUGGAGCUGCUGGUCUGUGCCAUCCACCCCAUCCCGGGCCAGUACAUCUUCACCUGGACGGCCCGGCUGGCCUUCACCUACCCACACUCAUUGACCAAUGCCGACGUGGACCUCGUCCUCUCCAUCCCCAUGUUCCUCAGGCUCUACCUAAUCGGUCGCGUCAUGCUGCUGCACAGCAAGCUUUUCACAGACGCCUCGUCGCGCAGCAUCGGCGCCCUCAACAAGAUCAACUUCAACACGCGGUUCGUCAUGAAGACCCUCAUGACCAUCUGCCCAGGCACGGUGCUGCUGGUCUUCAGCGUCUCUUGUUGGAUCAUCGCAGCGUGGACGGUGCGUGUAUGUGAGAGGUAUCAUGACACACAGGAAGUGACUAAUAACUUCCUUGGGGCAAUGUGGCUCAUCUCUAUCACCUUUCUCUCCAUUGGUUAUGGAGACAUGGUCCCUCACACUUACUGUGGAAAGGGUGUGUGUCUGCUGACUGGAAUCAUGGGGGCUGGCUGCACUGCCCUGGUGGUUGCUGUAGUUGCCAGGAAGUCCGAGUUGACCAGAGCUGAGAAGCAUGUUCACAACUUUAUGAUGGACACUCAGCUCUAUAAACGAGUGAAAAACACAGCUGCCAAUGUACUCAGAGAGACAUGGCUUAUCUACAAACACACAAAGUUAGUCAAGAAGAUCGAUCACGCCAGGGUACGCAAACAUCAGCGCAAAUUUCUGCAAGCCAUUCACCAACUGCGCAGAGUCAAACUGGAACAGAUGAAACUCACUGACCAGGCUAACACACUUGUGGAUCUAGCCAAGACUCAGAACAUGAUGUACGACCUGGUGUCUGACCUGCAGCUGCGCAGCGAGGAGCUGGAUAGGAGGAUUGGUAGUUUGGACGACAAACUGGACUCCAUCCUAGUCAAUCUGCAGGCCCUACCCAGCCUGCUCUCCCAAGCGGUCACACAGCAGCACAAGGACUUCCUGGAUGGCUUGGCCCACCGUGUACGGAAAGCCUCGUCGGAAUCGGAGCUUCACUGGGUUCCCGCUAGGUGCCAACGGUCCCUUUCCACUGCACCACAGACCAUACCUUACAGCUGA
This is a messenger RNA of Oncorhynchus nerka (sockeye salmon), 2892 nucleotides long. RefSeq names its product small conductance calcium-activated potassium channel protein 1-like. The record is from RefSeq and is a predicted model, not a curated record. Lineage: Eukaryota; Metazoa; Chordata; Actinopteri; Salmoniformes; Salmonidae. The transcript has 8 exons. Gene Ontology annotation, molecular function: small conductance calcium-activated potassium channel activity; calmodulin binding. Bases 1 to 2892 code for a protein of 963 amino acids. Gene Ontology annotation, biological process: potassium ion transmembrane transport. Gene Ontology annotation, cellular component: plasma membrane; neuronal cell body; neuron projection.